Zasmidium cellare ATCC 36951 is the source of this 1254-nucleotide messenger RNA. RefSeq lists its product as uncharacterized. The transcript has 3 exons. Lineage: Eukaryota; Fungi; Ascomycota; Dothideomycetes; Mycosphaerellales; Mycosphaerellaceae. The record is from RefSeq and is a predicted model, not a curated record. Bases 1 to 1254 code for a protein of 417 amino acids. Gene Ontology annotation, cellular component: membrane. Gene Ontology annotation, molecular function: phosphotransferase activity, for other substituted phosphate groups. Gene Ontology annotation, biological process: phospholipid biosynthetic process.
AUGGGCUACAUACGGCAAGAACAGCUGCCCAAGCUCAAGGAGUACAAAUAUUCAGGCGUCGACAGGAGUCUCAUCUCCCGAUAUGUCUUGAAGCCGUACUGGUGGAGCCAGGUCAUCGAGCUCUUCCCGCUGUCCAUGGCCCCCAACGCCAUCACUCUGUCCGGCUUUGCAUUCGUCAUCAUCAACGUCUUCACCAUGCUCUACUACACGCCGAAUCUUGACCAAGAUUGUCCUCCAUGGGUGUACGCCAGCUGGGCCAUCGGACUGUUCCUGUACCAGACUUUCGACAGCAUCGAUGGUUCCCAAGCGAGACGAACCCGUCAAAGUGGGCCUCUGGGCGAACUGUUCGAUCACGGAGUCGAUGCUCUCAACACCUCGCUGGAAGUCUUGCUCUUUGCUGCCGCCAUGAACUUUGGCCAAGGAUGGAGGACCGUGUUGGUGCUCUUUGCGUGUCUGCUCACUUUUUAUGUCCAGACAUGGGAUGAGUAUCACACCAAGACCCUCACACUCGGUCUUGUAUCUGGACCAGUCGAGGGCAUCUUGACCCUCUGCAUCGUCUAUGCUAUCACUGCGUAUGUUGGAGGUGGUAGCUUUUGGCAGCAGUCGAUGCUCUCCGCGCUGCAUGUCCCUCACUACGACUGGCUGCCUGAGCGUCUUUACCAGAUGGACUUUGGCGACUUCUACAUGGUGUACGGAGGCUUGGUCCUCAUCUUCAACACUGUCGAUAGCUCACGCAAUGUCAUGGCCGCACGCCGCGAACGAGGCGAACCAGCACGUCAUGCCCUGCUUGGCCUCUUGCCAUUCUUCUCGUCCUGGGCGCUGAUCGCAGCAUACCUCGCCCUGCAGCCAAACAUCCUCUACAAUCACCUCAUCCCCUUUGUGCUCUACGUUGGACUCAUCAAUGCCUACAGCGUCGGCCAAAUGAUCACAGCCCACCUCACCAAAUCGCCAUUUCCCUACCAGAACGUGCUGGCUUUGCCUCUCAUCUACGGCGUCCUGGACUCAGUUGGACCCGUCCUGCAAGAAAACAUUGGCUUCGGCUGGCCCAGCGCACUCGGUGAUGGCGUCUACCAAGUCGCCUUCAUGUUCACCUGUCUCGGCUUCGCAUUUGGCGUCUACGGCAGCUUCGUCCUCGACGUCAUCGUCACCAUUUGCGACUACCUCGACAUCUGGUGUCUGCGCAUCAAGCACCCCUACACAGGUGAAACCGAAACGAGCGGCACCAAGACCAUCAACGAGAAAAAGGCGGCUUAA